AUGUGGCCCUUCCUCAGCCGAGCUGUCUUCCCACCCCCCACUGAGGCCUGGCUCAGGAGGGCUUCCUCAGACCCCGAGGCCCAGGGCUGGGGGGCCUGGAGCCGGGCCGAGAAGACCCCUUUGGGCCCGGGGGCUGGGGACGGGGAGGAGGAGGAGACGGGGGAAGCGGAAGAACACGAGGAAGAUGCAGGCUUCCUGCUGCCUCUCCUGGAGAGGGGGCACCUGGCCGAGUGCCCAUUACCUGACCAGGAGCUGGAAGCCACCAAACUGAAGCUGUGGGCCAUGGAGCAGGCCCAGCGACCGAAGCCGCCUGGGGAGCAGGGCCCAGAGGGGGAAGAGGAAGGCGCCAGGGCCCUGCUGGCCGGGCAGCUGCUGAGCCCCGAGACAGCCCCUCUCUCCACAGACAGCCCCACGGAGGCGGUGGAGGCCGAUCACAGAUCCGUCUACGUGGGCAACGUGGACUACGGGGGCACAGCCCAGGAGCUGGAGGCCUAUUUCAACCACUGUGGGGAGAUCCAGCGGGUCACCAUCCUGUGCGACAAGUUCUCCGGACACCCCAAGGGCUAUGCAUACAUAGAGUUUGCCACCGAGAGCUCGGCCCAGGCCGCUGUGGAGCUGGACAAGAGCGUCUUCCGAGGCCGGGUCAUCAAGGUGCUGCCCAAAAGAACCAAUUUACCAGGGAUCAGCUCCACGGACCGCGGGGGCCUUCGGGGACACCCAGGCGCCAGGGGGGGACCCCUCCCCCACAGCAACUUCCAGGGCGGGGCCCGUUUCAGACCACGGGGGCGGAACCGGGGGUGCGGAAGAUUCUCGCCGUGGUAUUCACCGUAUUGA
Molecule: messenger RNA, 834 nt
Organism: Eubalaena glacialis (North Atlantic right whale)
Lineage: Eukaryota; Metazoa; Chordata; Mammalia; Artiodactyla; Balaenidae
Gene: PABPN1L
Product: PABPN1 like, cytoplasmic
Exons: 7
Coding region: 1-834 (277 amino acids)
Molecular function (GO): RNA binding
Source: RefSeq, a predicted model, not a curated record